Lycium barbarum (goji berry) is the source of this 636-nucleotide messenger RNA. Its product is annotated as L10-interacting MYB domain-containing protein-like. NCBI's taxonomy places the organism in Eukaryota, Viridiplantae, Streptophyta, Magnoliopsida, Solanales, Solanaceae. The record is from RefSeq and is a predicted model, not a curated record. Bases 1 to 636 code for a protein of 211 amino acids. The transcript has 2 exons.
AUGGGUAAGAAAGCGACACAAGAUAUCAAUAUUGAGAAGGCUAGAUGGGAUGCGGAGACAACAGAGUUGUUUUUAAAUUUAUGUGUGGAAGAAAUUAGGGCUGGAAAUCGUCCUAACACUCACUUCAGCAGAGUAGGAUGGUCUAAUUUGGUGCAGAAAUUCAAUGAUAAGACUGGAAAAAACUAUGAUAAGGUCAAAUUGAAGAACAAAUGGGAUAAUUUGAAACUUAUGUGGAAAGACUGGGAUACUCUUGUUGGAAAGGAGACUGGCUUAGGAUGGGAUUGCGAGAAAAGACAAUUCAAGCGAGAAUAUCCAAAUGUAGAAAAAUUCAGAGAAAAAGGUUUACAAUGUCAAGAGUUGAUGGAAAUGUGUUUUAAAGAUGUUGUUGCUACCGGUGAGCAUGCAUGGGCGCCAUCAUCUGGGAUUUUACCGGAUAGCAUACUUGGACGUUGGUUUCAAGAGGAGAAAGAAUUCGAGUUUGACACUCCAAUGAGUAAUGAAGAGGUUAUUGUGGAUGAUUACUUAAGAAAUGACACAAGAGAAGGCUUGGAUCAAAUUAACCUAGAAGAACUAGAAUUAUUUGAAAAAAGAAACAUCAAUGAAAGUGGUGACAAAACGAAAAAAAGAAAAGCAUAA